Molecule: messenger RNA, 2987 nt
Organism: Selaginella moellendorffii
Lineage: Eukaryota; Viridiplantae; Streptophyta; Lycopodiopsida; Selaginellales; Selaginellaceae
Product: MAR-binding filament-like protein 1-1
Exons: 6
Coding region: 99-2786 (895 amino acids)
Source: RefSeq, a predicted model, not a curated record
CGGGCGAUCGGGAAUAAGUCUCGCUCCAAUUUUCUCGUCCGGAUGGAUCGAUCGAUCGAGGUAUGAGCGGCUGCUGAGAAGUGAUUGCGGACGACGAGAUGAUCGCGGCCAUGGCUGGCAACGCAUUUGCGGCAUCGUGCCCGUGCUCCACAGUUCACAGGCUCCGGAUGUCGGAGUUUCGCAAGGAUUACGAUGCGCAGAGCUUCGCGAUGCCGCCGGGGAGCGCCAGAUCCAGGAAAUCCUUCAGCGUCUCGGCCAAGAGCGAGAGAAGAGGGGCUGCUUCCACAGCGAAAUCGGAGGGCAACAGGAGCUUCUCCAGGCGGUCUGUCAUGGGGCUCGUCGCGUUGGUGUCGCCAGUGCUGCUUAUCUCGGGAGGAGCAAAAUCCGACGUUCCACACAUAGAGGAAUCCGAGAAACUGAGGCUCGACAUGCUCCAAUCCAUCGAGAGGAGAAUUGCCAGCAGGGCGGAGAUAUUGGCAAGCAUUGAAACUCCUGCCAGUACCACUGCACCAUCUCUCAAGGAGGAAGCUAUAGCUAGCGUUUCAAGUGAAGAUUUAUCAGUCGGCAAGGAAGUGGAGACCGUUACCCCUGCUCCAUCUGUCAACGAGGAAGCUAUAGCUAGCGUUUCGAGCUCUGCCCCUGAAGAUUUAUCAGUCGGCAAGGAAGUGGAGCGCGUCUCAUCCGAUAUUGCAGCACUUCCGGAGUUGCAAGUUGCGGCUACUCCUCCGGUUUUAUCUUCCUCGUCCCCGGAAGAGAAAGUCGUAGAGGCAGUCACAGCUCUCGAAGAGAAAAGCUCUCCGGAGAGUGGACCACUAGGAUUUUUAAAUCUAUUCGGAGUGGUCGGAUCGGGAGUUCUUGGUGCGCUAUAUUGGUUGGAAGGUCGAGCUAAAAAAGCUACGAAGAUGGCGUUAGCAGAGGCCAACUCGAAAUUGGAAGAAUCACAAGCUGCUAUAAUCGACAUAAAGAGAAAACAUCAUACGGAGUUGGCUGAUCAAAAGUCGGAUCUUAUGAAUAAGCUGACCGGAUCAGAAGAAGAACGUGUAGAACUUUGCAACGAAAUUACCAUCCUCAAUUCGAAUGCAAAGGAGAUGCAGCUAAAGCUGGACAGCCAGAAAAACGUCAAUCAGAACCUUGACAAGAAGGUGAAGGCCUACAGAGAAACAAUCCAGGCCCUGGAGAGCAGUGUGCAAGCCGUCGAAGACAAGCUUGUGCAGGAAGAGCAGCGAAGGCAAGGUCUAGAGACCGAAGUCCGGAAUGGAGGAGUUCAAAUACGAGAGAGAGAAGAAAAGCUCGUUGGUCUAGAGGCAACCAUUAAGGAACAGGAAAACACCGAGCAAGAGCUACGGUCAGACAUUUUCACUACGAGAACUGCGUUGGUCGACGCCGAGGACAGGAUACAAAACCUCGUGAAAGAGUUGAUCGUAUCGCAGUCAUGUCUGGAGGAGAGAGGGGACACUGUGCAUGAUUUGGAGGAACGUCUCGCGCAGGCAACAGCGAGAGCAGAGCAAGCGCAGCAAAGCUUGGCCAAAGCACAGGAGGAACUGACUGAGCUCCAAGCUGUGAGCAAGGAGCAGCUUCAAGUUGUAAAUGCGGCACUAGCUUCCAAGGAAGGCGAAGUACAGGCAGCAAACUUGGAGCUGGAUGCCGCUCGUGCCGAGGCUAAACAAUCCGGCCUCGUCAUAGAGAACUUCCAGCAGCAAGUGGAAGAACUGGAGCGAAUUGUGGCACGGGAGCACGAGUCAGUGCAAAAGUUGACAGAAGAUCUGAACUCCGCAGUCAAUAGCCUUCGAGCGAAGACGAACGAGGCGUCGGCACUGGGCGCCGAGCUGACGUCCUACCAGAAGGAAAUAGAGUCCCUGAGGAAGCAAAAGGAGGAGAGCAAGGCGAUGACGGAGACAAAGCUGAAAUCGCUGCGAGAGUCACUGCAAGCAGAGCAACUGGUGACGAGCCAGAUGAAGCAGGAGCUGGACAACACGCGGACGAGCUUCCAGGCGUCGUCGAUGGAGGUGAAGUCCCUGAGCGAGAAGCUGAAAGAAACGUUCCUGGUGAACAAGAAGGUCCAAGAGGAGCUAGAAGACGUCCGCCAGACGGCCGACGGCACCCUGGCUCUUCUAAACGACGAGAAGAAGAAGGUGGCGCUGGCGGAGCAGCAGUACAUGGAGACGCAAAAGGCUCUGGCCAGGGAGGAGCUACUCGUCCAGAGCUUGAGGUCCGAGUUCUCCAAGGCCAUGGACGCCAUGAACGACCUCCGCAAGCACCUCAACGCUCUGUCCAAGGACUUGCAAGACGCAAACGUCAAGGUGGCGUCGCUGGAGACGGAGAAGGCCAUCCUCCAGGACGCACUCGCCAAGGAGGCGAAGGUGGCCAGGAAGUUCAAGGACAAGGCGAGCUUCGCGGAGGGGGAGCUUACAAAGGUGGUGCGAGAGCGAGAAGGCUCGGUCUCCAAGGCUCGGAAGCUCGAGGACGAGCUCUCGGCGGCGGAGAGCGAGAUGGGGAAGCUCAAGCAGCAGAUGGUCGUGAUGGGGACCGUCAUCGACUCGGCCGAGACGAGGAUGGGAAGCAUCCACCAGGUAAAUGCCGAGGUAGCCUCUCUGGCUAGAAAGUUUGAGGGCGUCGUCUCAUCUAAUGUGGAACAAAAACAAACACUCAAGCGUCAGAUGGAUAAAUUGAAGGAGCAGUCCAAGGCAGCGUCUGAUAUCACCAGAGAGCUCAAGAACAUGAAGAGGCUGCUCAAUCACUUCCAACAGGUAAGUGGUUCUAAGUUACUCUUCCAAGUUUGUUCUUGAGAAUCUAAACGAAGCGGAGCUCGAUCGAGUAGAAGCUGAGGCUGCGUUGCAAGCGGCCGUGCAGAGAAACAUGGUGACAGUGUCGGAAGAAGCUUAAAACAGGAAGAUCUUCCAACGUGUAUAGUAAAACUUGCUUAGCUUAUAGAAUAUUCUGUUACAAGAAUCUGCCGUCAGUGCAGGAAUAUACCGUUGUUUGAAUGA